AUGGACGCCGCGCCGAUCAAUAACACAUUCUGGAUGCGUGUUUCGACGCUGCUGCUCGUACGUAUUGCCGAUCGUAAGUGGUACCGACGGUGGCAAAAGGGCCACUGGGGCGUCAUUUGCAUCUCGUCCAAGCUGUGUGUGCGAUGCUGUGAGCGCACCAUCCUCAACGAAGCGCGCGCCUUGCAGCUUGUGCGCGAGAACACCUCCAUCCCCGUUCCCAAGGUGUACUGCAGCUUCGAGCAUCGCGGCCUGGUCUACAUCUUGAUGGAGCGAUUGCCAGGCCAGCCCUUGUCGCGCGACUGGGUCUACCACUCCGACGCAUCCAAGGCGGCCAUCCUGCGGCAGGUGAAGGCCAUGGUGGCCGAACUGCGCAGAGUGCAGCGGUCGAAUGCUGGUGGUGCCGAAACAGACACCAGUGUUGUCAGCGGCAUCGACGGCGGCCGCUUUUACGACGGCAACCUGCCCAACAAGCGGUACUGGGGCCCGUAUGCGACGACCGUCGAUUUUCAUCGCGCACUGCGCAGUGGCCACGUCGAGGUGCCGCCCGACGCACCCGACUGGGACGCCGAGACGAAGGAGCGCUUUGCCGCCCUGCGCACGCUUCUCGCGCUCCACGAGAACUACAAAGAACCCCAGCCGCCGGUGCUCACCCACGGCGACCUCAGCGCCAACAACAUCCUGGCCGACGGCGACACGGUCACAGGCAUCAUCGACUGGGAGACGGCUGCAUGGAUGCCGGCGUACUGGGAGUACACCAACGCGUGGCACGUCAAUCCCCACAACCCGUACUGGCAGGAGGAGGUGGGCCGGUUUCUGGAGCCGUGGCCACAGGAGCUGGAGAUGGAAAAGCUGCGCCGUCGAUUUUUUGACCAGUUUUAA
Molecule: messenger RNA, 879 nt
Organism: Sporothrix brasiliensis 5110
Lineage: Eukaryota; Fungi; Ascomycota; Sordariomycetes; Ophiostomatales; Ophiostomataceae
Exons: 1
Coding region: 1-879 (292 amino acids)
Source: RefSeq, a predicted model, not a curated record